Molecule: messenger RNA, 522 nt
Organism: Mesorhabditis spiculigera
Lineage: Eukaryota; Metazoa; Nematoda; Chromadorea; Rhabditida; Rhabditidae
Source: the annotation of a GenBank genome assembly
AUGCGAGUACCAGAUUUGCCGUUCUUCAAAGGGUUGAGCGAUAAGGAUGUUCAGGAAUUUGUGAGUAUCGCGAAAAACACGACUCUCCCAAAAAAUGAGAUUGAAGCCAAGGAAGCCGACUGGGCUACAGAAAAGAAAAUUAGGGAACAAUAUGACGAGUUCGUUCAAAAUGUGACCGAUACAAAAUCGGAAGUCCAUCGAAUUCGAACCGACCUUGUUAACCAGCUCAAUUCAAAAAUGGAUGAGCUGGAAGGUAUCGAAGACGAUAAGACGCUCACCCUCCCGGAAGUAGCAAAUAAAACAGCUGCUUUCUGGGCAACGCUAAAAACCGAAGACGAUAGACUGGCGAGAGCAAUCUUCAUGGUUCGCAACCUCACCGGCAUCGCACUUUUUCCGGCAGUCACCCAAAAGCCAAACGUUACACCGAUGAUUGCUGCUGGACCAGUAACCAUCACGAUGAAGGCAGGCUCAGCGGCCGCCAGCGCGAGCUCUACUCCCCAACAAAAUAACUCGACGAGCGUC